This is a messenger RNA of Lemur catta (Ring-tailed lemur), 4298 nucleotides long. RefSeq names its product formin 1 (gene FMN1). Bases 1 to 4260 code for a protein of 1419 amino acids. The transcript is spliced from 18 exons. The record is from RefSeq and is a predicted model, not a curated record. Gene Ontology annotation, cellular component: nucleus; actin filament; endoplasmic reticulum membrane. Gene Ontology annotation, molecular function: microtubule binding. Lineage: Eukaryota; Metazoa; Chordata; Mammalia; Primates; Lemuridae. Gene Ontology annotation, biological process: actin nucleation.
AUGGAAGGCACUCAUAGCACCCUCCAAUUGCAUAAGCCCAUUACCGAACUCUGCUACAUCAGCUUCUAUCUUCCAAGGGGGGAAGUCAGAGGAUUUUCAUACAAGGGCACUGUAACUCUAGACAGAUCCAGUAGAGGUUUUCAUAACUGCUACCAAGUCAGGGAGGGGCCAGACAUCGUCAGCCUCAGCCAGGAGCCGAGCGAACAUCCAGGUGACAUAUUUUUCAAGCAGACUCCCACGAAAGACAUUCUAACUGAGCUGUACAAACUCACGACAGAGAGAGAGAGACUGCUGGCCGACCUGCUGAGCUCAGACCACAUCCUGGGGAUUACGAUGGGGAACCACGAGGGGAAGCUGCCGGAGCUGUCCGUGAGCCUGGCCCCGGAGGACGACCGCUGCCAGAGUGCCGGCGACUGGCCGGGGGAGCCCCCGGUGGGCCCUCUCAAUAAGAGGAGUGCCCACAGGAACAAAAAGGCCCGGAGGUUUGGUGGCAGGAGAGAGGGCUUUGAGGCGCUCCUGCAGAAGAGGACGCGAAGGAAAGGGCGUGGGGGCCAGGAGUCGGCUCCUCACGGGAAGGAGGGGAGGGACCAGGUCGGCUUCAGCAACUCCCUUCCUCGUUCUCGAGCGAGGCCUAACCUUUGGCUCCUAGAGGAGAGAGGAAACUUGCUCCCAAACGGGGCACUUGCCUCUUCCCUGCACAGGAGAGAGAGCUGCCCCCCAGAUAUCUCCAGGACACUGGAUGCAGAUCUGGGAUUCGGGGACUUUGGGACGGCUUCCAAGGACACUGGGCCUGGAAGGGGAGCGCCGCCCACUGACGGCAGCUCCACAGGGCCAGGACACGGUGGCGUUCGGGAGCGGCCGAGGAGGCCUCACGGGCUGGAGCAUCGGCAAGCAGCUUUGCCUGGAAGCCACCAGGACCCGCAGAAGCAUCCCGAGGCCGAGAGGGAGGGGACAGAGAAGUCAGCUGAGCGGACCUGCGAGAAGAAACCUGUUUCCAAAGUGGUGGCCAAGGUCCAGGAUCUGUCCUGUCAGGUACAAAGGGUGGUGAAAACGCAUCCCGAGGCUGAGGAAAGGAUCGCCGUUUGCCCAGCGGCCCAGGCUGAGUUUGCACCCACAGCGGACUCGCUCUGCCUCCCGGGGGCCGAGGCCGGGGGUCGGGGCUCCAGGCGGCGGGGGCCCGGGCCCUCUCAGUCCUCGGCCAGCCAAAGAGCCUCCAUUUCGACCACGUCAGCCGGUGCUGAGGGGGCUGUGAACAAGGUCCUCCUGAAGGUGAUAGAGAGCGAGAAGUUAGAUGAAGCCACCGAGGGGAAAAGGCUGGGCUUCCCCCUCAGCAAGAGAGCCACCCGCAGCCUCCCGGAAACCGGAGGCAAGAAGCGAGGCGGGCUGCCCCCAAGCGGCCGCAAGUCUUUGCUCCUGGAUCUGCCCCACGGGGUAGGUCCCCGCUCCUCCCAACCCGUGAGUGAUGAGAAGAGGCCUUCCCCCCCAGCACCAGCGGCUCUCGGCGUGGCAUUUAAUAAUUCAUCCCCUCAGUCUAGCACACGCAGACGGGCGUCACCUGUUCCCUCCCCGCUGUCUCCGAGACUCCCCAGCCCUCAGCAGCAUCACAGGAUCCUCCGGCUCCCUCCGCUGCCUGGUGAGAGGGAAGCCGCUCUUAAUGACUCUCCUGGUAGAAAGAGCAGUGUCUUCUCUGGGUCCCCGUUUGCUGACACCUUGGAGCCACCAUCCUCUGCAAAGGUCACGGAGACCAAAGGAGCCAGCCCAGCCUCCCUCAGAGCAGGCCAACCAAGGUUGGCGCCUGAGGAAACUUUGGAAAAGAGCGUGGGGCCAGAGAGGACCACAGCUCAGCCCCAGCACCAGUCACCUCCAGGUAUCUCCUCCGAGGGCUUUCCCUGGGACAGCUUCAAUGACCACACACCUAAAGACCUUCCCAACAGGGAUGGAAGUACGUGGGUCCUGGGCUAUAGAACAGGCCCAGCCUGUCCAUUUUUGCUCCACGAGGAAAGAGAGAAGUCAAACAGAAGCGAAUUAUACCUUGAUCUCCAUCCUGACCAGAGCCCCACUGAGCAGGACGAUAGGACUCCUGGCAGGCUCCAAGCUGUCUGGCCACCCCCAAAGACAAAAGACACGGAAGAAAAAGUGGGAUUGAAGUACACUGAAGCAGAAUAUCAAGCUGGUAUUUUACACUUGAAGAGAGAGCACAAAGAAGAAAUUGAAAACCUGCAGGCCCAGUUUGAACUUCAGGCAUUUCAUAUCCGGGGGGAGCAUGCGGUGGUAACAGCGAGACUAGAAGAAACCAUUGAAAAUCUCAAACACGAGUUAGAACACCGAUGGCGAGGAGGAUGUGAGGAGAGGAGAGAUGCCUGCAUCUCCACCGACGAUGACUGCCCUCCAAAGACCUACAGAAACGUGUGCAUCCAGACAGACAGAGAGACCUUCCUCAAGCCCUGUGAGGGUGAAAGCAAGGCAACCAGAAGUAACCAAAUAGUACCCAAAAAGCUGAAUAUCUCCUCUUUAGGCCAACUUUCUCCCCCAAAUGACAGCAAAGACAGCCACACAUCACUUCAAUCUGUGGAAGGCAUGUCAUCAAAUCAGCAGAAGACAUCACCGCCCCCGCCCGCACCUCCCUUACUUGCAUCCAUUCCUCCCCCACCUCCCCUCCCGCCUGGACUUGGACCUUUGUCACCAGCACCUCCAAUGCCACCUGUGAGUGCUGGGCCUCCGCCGCCCCCUCCACCACCUCCUCUACCUCCAAGUGCCGGACCUCCGCCACCUCCACCCCCACCACCGCUUCCUAACUCCCUGGUUCCACCCAACCCCGGGGGCCCCCCUCCUCCUCCUAUACCCCCAGGACUUGUACCCCCACCCCCUCCCGGGCUCUUCUUCGGACUCAGCUCUUCUUCCAGCCAGUGUCCUCGAAAACCAGCCAUUGAGCCCAGUUGUCCCAUGAAGCCUUUAUACUGGACUAGAAUACAAAUAAGUGACAGGAGCCAAAAUGCUGCGCCAACCUUAUGGGAUUCCUUAGAAGAACCUGACAUUCGGGACCCCAGUGAAUUUGAGUAUUUAUUCUCCAAAGACACAACUCAGCAGAAGAAAAAGCCUCUGUCAGAGACCUAUGAGAAAAAAAACAAGGUCAAAAAGAUCAUCAAGUUAUUGGAUGGAAAACGAUCUCAAACUGUGGGAAUCUUGAUAUCUAGUUUACAUUUAGAAAUGAAGGAUAUCCAACAGGCCAUUUUCAACGUGGAUGACUCUGUGGUUGAUCUGGAGACCCUGGCAGCCUUGUAUGAAAAUAGAGCCCAAGAGGAUGAAUUGGUUAAAAUAAGAAAGUAUUACGAGACAUCUAAAGAAGAAGAAUUGAAGCUGCUGGAUAAACCUGAGCAAUUUUUGCAUGAGUUAGCCCAGAUUCCUAAUUUUGCUGAACGUGCCCAGUGCAUAAUCUUCAGAUCUGUCUUUUCUGAGGGUAUCACCUCCUUGCACCGAAAGGUAGAGAUCAUCACACGAGCUUCUAAGGGCUUGCUGCACAUGAAGAGUGUGAAGGAUAUUUUAGCUCUCAUUCUGGCUUUUGGAAAUUAUAUGAAUGGAGGAAAUAGGACUCGGGGACAAGCUGAUGGAUAUAGCUUAGAAAUUCUGCCCAAACUCAAGGAUGUCAAAAGUCGGGAUAAUGGGAUUAAUCUGGUGGACUAUGUUGUGAAGUAUUACCUGCGUUACUAUGAUCAGGAAGCUGGAACAGAAAAGAGUGUUUUCCCCUUGCCUGAACCACAAGAUUUCUUUCUGGCCUCCCAAGUCAAGUUUGAAGACCUCAUAAAAGACUUGAGAAAACUGAAGAGGCAACUAGAAGUAAGUGAGAAACAGAUGACAGUGGUGUGCAAGGAGUCCCCAAAGGAGUAUCUCCAGCCUUUCAAGGACAAACUAGAGGAGUUCUUCCAGAAAGCCAAGAAAGAGCAUAAAAUGGAAGAAGGUCACUUGGAGAAUGCACAGAAAAGUUUUGAAACAACAGUAGGAUAUUUUGGGAUGAAGCCUAAGUCUGGUGAGAAGGACAUCACACCCAGCUAUGUGUUUAUGGUGUGGUACGAGUUCUGCAGUGACUUCAAGACAAUUUGGAAACGGGAGAGUAAAAACAUAUCUAAAGAAAGGUUGAAAAUGGCUCAGGAAUCAGUCAGCAAGUUGACAUCAGAGAAGAAAGUGGAGACGAAAAAAAUCAAUCCCACUGCUAGUCUGAAAGAAAGACUGCGCCAGAAGGAAGCCAGUGUGACCACCAACUAAGAUGGAGACACGUGGAAACGAUGACGGCGGAGAUGUAG